Messenger RNA from Lagopus muta (rock ptarmigan), 1686 nucleotides. It is a transcript of the gene LHX5, whose product is annotated as LIM homeobox 5. Bases 478 to 1686 code for a protein of 402 amino acids. The transcript is spliced from 5 exons. Gene Ontology annotation, biological process: regulation of transcription by RNA polymerase II; neuron differentiation. Gene Ontology annotation, cellular component: nucleus. Gene Ontology annotation, molecular function: RNA polymerase II transcription regulatory region sequence-specific DNA binding; DNA-binding transcription factor activity, RNA polymerase II-specific. The record is from RefSeq and is a predicted model, not a curated record. Lineage: Eukaryota; Metazoa; Chordata; Aves; Galliformes; Phasianidae.
GCACAGCGAGGCACCGGGGCCGCCGGCCGCUGCGGGGGCGUUCAUGCACCCCUCCCGCACCCGCACGCAGCGCGCCCGCCGCUCCCCGCCCGCUCUGCAGGGACUCGGGGGGCUUCCGCGGGGGGGCUCUGGCUUCUCUCGCUCGGGGCACCGCUUUUUUCCUACCGAGGCUCCGGAGAGAAGAGGGGGAAGAACUUGACAGCGAUUCCGCUCCCCCUCCCUGAUUUUUUUUCUGAUUUUUUUUUUUUAAUUCUUAUCAUUUUUUUUAUAAUUCUUUCUUUUUUUUUAAUUAUUAUUACUAUUAUUUUAAUUUUUUUUAUUUGGUUGGUUGGUUGUGGAUUUGGGGAUUUUUUUAUUUUUUAUCUAUUUUUUUUUUUAAUAGCAUUUUUCUUCCUGACGUCCGAAUUUUUGAGACCCCGUCGUGUGCCGGCGCGGGGCUGAUUCCUUUCGUCUGCGCGUUUCCAUCCCGGCGCGGUGAUGAUGGUGCAUUGUGCGGGCUGCGAGAGGCCGAUUUUGGACCGCUUCCUGCUGAAUGUCUUGGACAGGGCAUGGCACAUCAAAUGCGUCCAGUGCUGCGAGUGCAAAUGCAACCUGACCGAGAAAUGCUUCUCCAGGGAAGGAAAACUCUACUGCAAGAAUGACUUUUUCAGGAGGUUUGGCACCAAAUGCGCCGGCUGCUCCCAGGGCAUCUCCCCCAGCGACCUCGUCCGGAAAGCCCGGAACAAAGUGUUCCACCUGAACUGUUUCACCUGCAUGGUUUGCAACAAGCAGCUCUCCACGGGCGAGGAACUGUAUAUCAUAGACGAAAACAAAUUUGUUUGCAAAGAGGACUAUUUGAACUCUCCCAGUUUGAAGGAAGGCAGCCUCAACUCAGUGUCCUCAUGUACAGACAGGAGUUUGUCCCCGGAUCUCCAGGACCCCAUGCAGGACGACACCAAGGAGACGGACAACUCCACCUCCUCAGACAAGGAGACCACCAACAACGAGAACGAGGAGCAGAACUCGGGCACCAAGCGGCGAGGGCCCCGCACCACCAUUAAGGCCAAGCAGUUGGAGACCCUCAAAGCCGCUUUCGCAGCCACCCCCAAGCCCACCCGGCACAUCCGCGAGCAGCUGGCCCAGGAGACCGGCCUCAACAUGAGGGUCAUCCAGGUCUGGUUCCAGAACCGCCGAUCCAAGGAGCGCCGGAUGAAGCAGCUGAGCGCGCUGGGCGCCCGCCGGCACGCCUUCUUCCGCAGCCCGCGCAGGAUGCGGCCCCUGGGCGGCCGCCUCGACGAGUCCGAGAUGCUCGGCUCGACGCCCUACACGUACUACGGAGAUUACCAAGGUGACUACUACGGGCCGGGAGGCAACUAUGACUUUUUCCCCCACGGGCCCCCCUCCCAGGCCCAGUCCCCGGCCGACCCCAGCUACCUUCAGAACUCAGGACCCGGCUCCACGCCCCUGGGACCCCUGGAGCCCCCCCUAAGCGGACACCACUCCUCAGAAAACCAAAGGUACACGGAUAUGAUCUCGCACCCCGACACCCCCAGCCCCGAGCCGGGGAUGACGGGCUCGCUGCACCCCAUCCCGGGGGAGGUCUUCAGCGGGGGGCCCAGUCCGCCCUUCUCCAUGUCCAGCAAUAGCGGCUACAGCGGGGCCCUCGCGCACCCCAACCCGGAGCUGAGUGAGGCAGCGGUGUGGUAG